Messenger RNA from Eurytemora carolleeae, 674 nucleotides. RefSeq names its product homeobox protein Hox-A7. Gene Ontology annotation, cellular component: nucleus. NCBI's taxonomy places the organism in Eukaryota, Metazoa, Arthropoda, Copepoda, Calanoida, Temoridae. The record is from RefSeq and is a predicted model, not a curated record. Gene Ontology annotation, molecular function: RNA polymerase II cis-regulatory region sequence-specific DNA binding; DNA-binding transcription factor activity, RNA polymerase II-specific. The coding region runs from base 1 to 351 and encodes 116 amino acids. Gene Ontology annotation, biological process: negative regulation of transcription by RNA polymerase II; anterior/posterior pattern specification. The transcript has 4 exons.
AUGGUAUUACACAACCUGCAGUACGUGAUGAACAACAACAACAGCAGCAGCAGUACCAGCAAUCUAUGUAUUCUUGUAAAAUGCAAGGGCAGCCUCCGAGAGCGUAAACGUGGGCGGCAAACAUAUACCCGGUACCAAACAUUAGAGCUAGAGAAGGAAUUUCAUUUCAACAGGAGCGGCGCAGAACAAUAUUUAACGCGCAGACGCAGAAUAGAGAUCGCGCAUGCGCUCUGCCUAACAGAGCGACAAAUCAAAAUAUGGUUUCAAAACAGACGAAUGAAGUGGAAGAAAGAGAAUAAAUCAAAGCUGGACGGCGGGGAUCUCUUAGACGAGGAACCAGACUCGAAUUAGACGAAUUCUCGAGAAAUUCGUCGUUUUGGACGAUUGAGAUUUGUCCGUGUUUAGUGAUAAAAAGGAGAAGAAGUGAAUCUACCAAAAAAAACUAUUCCGCUGAUUUCUGGACAAAACGUGAAACCAACUCUUCGUUCUUUCAAGUUCAAGGAUUGACGAAUCUAAUUUUUUCGGCCUGGCCGAUUUAUUUUUAGGCAAUUGUUUCGGGCUCUUUUGGAAGGUUCUUUGAUAAUCUGAAAUAUGCUAUAUAUUUAUGAAACAAUUAAUCAGUUUUUUAAAACUUUAUGCAUUAAAAAGAGUGUUCACAAAAAAAUUAAGGGAUU